CUCGUGCGGCUGUCAUCAGGCUGCUUAUGUAAGAGCCGAGCAAGGAAAGCUCCCGCAUCGUCCUGCGUUCUUCUCCUCCGUCGUCUUCCUUUUGUCGUCUCGUGGUCAUCGGGGUGGUCGUUUCCGUGGUUUGUCGUCGAGUGUGACAGGAAGCCAGCAAGGGAUCGAUGGUCGUACACGGGGAGGGCGCUGCCCCUCCGCACAGCAGGGCUAUGUCCUCGGCAGCCACCGCGCCUCCGUCCGUGGACAAAGUGGACGGAUUUUCCCGGAAGUCUGUCAGGAAGGCCAAGCAGAAGCGCUCGCAGAGCUCGUCCCAGUUCCGCUCUCAAGGCAAACCCAUCGAGCUCACGCCCUUGCCGCUGCUCAAGGACGUUCCGGCCCCGGAGCAGCCGGAGCUGUUCCUGAAGAAGCUGCAGCAGUGCUGCACCGUCUUCGACUUCAUGGACACGCUGUCGGACCUGAAGAUGAAGGAGUACAAGCGCUCCACGCUCAACGAGCUGGUGGACUACGUGACCGUCAGCCGCGGCUACCUGACCGAGCAGGCCUACCCCGAGGUGGUCAGGAUGGUGUCUCACAACAUAUUCCGGACCCUUCCGCCCAGCGACAGUAACGAGUUUGACCCUGAAGAGGACGAACCCACGCUCGAGGCGUCCUGGCCUCACUUACAGCUGGUCUACGAGUUCUUCAUCCGCUUCUUGGAGAGUCAGGAGUUCCAGCCAAGCAUUGCCAAAAAGUACAUAGACCAGAAGUUUGUCCUCCAGCUCCUGGAGCUGUUCGAUAGUGAGGACCCGCGGGAGCGAGACUACCUGAAGACGGUUCUGCAUAGAAUCUACGGCAAAUUCCUGGGACUGAGGGCUUUUAUACGAAAACAGAUCAAUAAUAUUUUUCUACGGUUUGUUUAUGAGACGGAGCACUUCAACGGGGUGGCAGAGUUGCUGGAGAUCCUUGGCAGUAUAAUCAACGGUUUCGCUCUGCCGCUGAAGGCGGAGCAUAAACAGUUUCUGGUCAAAGUCUUGAUCCCGCUCCACACGGUCCGCAGUCUGUCGCUCUUCCACGCACAGUUGGCGUAUUGCAUUGUACAGUUCCUAGAGAAAGACCCCACAUUAACAGAGCCCGUCAUCAGAGGAUUAUUGAAGUUCUGGCCCAAAACUUGCAGUCAAAAAGAGGUGAUGUUUCUGGGUGAGCUGGAGGAGAUCCUGGAUGUGAUCGAGCCCACCCAGUUCGUCAAGAUCCAGGAGCCGCUCUUCAAACAGAUUUCCAGAUGCGUGUCCAGCCCGCACUUCCAGGUGGCGGAGCGAGCACUGUACUACUGGAACAACGAGUAUAUCAUGAGCCUCAUCGAGGAGAACUCCAGUGUCAUCCUGCCCAUCAUGUUUGCCAGCCUCUACCGCAUCUCCAAAGAACACUGGAACCCGGCCAUCGUGGCGCUGGUCUACAAUGUGCUGAAGGCCUUCAUGGAGAUGAACAGUACUUUAUUCGACGAGCUCACCGCCACUUACAAGUCAGACCGUCAGCGGGAGAAAAAGAAGGAGAAGGAGCGUGAAGAGUUGUGGAAGAAGCUGGAGGACUUGGAGCUGAAGCGAAGCCUAAGGAGCGACGGCAUCAUUCCCACUUAGCGCCCAACUACGCCUCCCCACCCCCACCCUCAUAUCAGCCAUGCCCCCCCCCAGAAGACAACACCCCCCCCCCCCCAACAAAAGUCCGGCAGUGUCUGCAAUUUGGAUCGGAAGCGCCGCUGGUCUCUUUUUUUUUUUUCUUUUUUUUUUCUUUUUUUUGUUUUUCUUGUGUUUGUGCGAUUACAAUAGAUUCAUCAUCACGUCUGUUUUCAUGCUUUCAACACUGUAAAUAAUUAUUUUUUUCUUUUUCCCUUCAACUGAUAUUAUUGCAAACGGACGGGAAAAAAAACUAAACGAUAAUAAAAAAGAAGAAAAAAAGAGAAAAUGAGUUGUGUGGGCGGGGCUACAAACAAACAAACAAACAAAGAAAGUAACAUUUGGGCUUCUUGUUUGUCACACUUGAGACCUGGUGAAAUUUCUUUCUCCCAAAUGGUGUCACAACGGGUCAACCUCCUCCCCCUCCUCCUCCUUCCUUCUUUCAUGCUUCAUCUUUCUUCCUUCUUCUUUCUUUUCUUCUUCUCCUUCUUCAUCUUCUCCUUCCCAGAAAAUCAGUUGCGCAUUUACCACUAUGAAAAUUAACUUUAUAGGUGCCACUAGAUAACCCUGCGUUACAGUUUGGCGAGCUAGCCAGGAGGCAUAGUGGAUCAUCUCUUUAUUCUUCAGUGAGUGCGUGUUUGUUGCCUCCUGCUGCUGACAAGUAACGUUGCGCCAGCUCAACCUUGGAAGCUAGCGAGCUAGCUAAAACCACAUAUUUGUGGAGCUUUCCUUGGCUGCUGGUCUAACUUUAUUUAGAUGGUUUUAGAUCUUUCUUUGAGUAGUUCUAGGUCUUUCUUUAGGUGGUCCUAGAUCCUUUAUGAAUGGUUCAACAUCCCUCUCUGAGUGAUUCUACAUCUUUCUAAACAGCCAUCUUGAUUGUUUGAGUUGUUAAAGCGACUACAGAGCUGCCAAAUGUUACGGAACAUCUGUAUUCCGUUACGAAAAUCACUGAACGCUGACUCGUUACGCCUGUAAAAUGAGUUGUUCCGGCUAUUGGGGGCAAAAAAAAAUCCAACAUCUGGCGUUACCGGACAGCACGGCGCUGUGUCCGGCCACCGUGAGGAACAUUUCAUAAAUGAAUUCGAUGAAAUAAACACUAUAUUGUUUAAAAAAAAAAAGCUGCUUCGUGCACGCAAUUUUGU
This is a messenger RNA of Phyllopteryx taeniolatus (common seadragon), 2794 nucleotides long. It is a transcript of the gene ppp2r5eb, whose product is annotated as protein phosphatase 2, regulatory subunit B', epsilon isoform b. Bases 168 to 1616 code for a protein of 482 amino acids. NCBI's taxonomy places the organism in Eukaryota, Metazoa, Chordata, Actinopteri, Syngnathiformes, Syngnathidae. Gene Ontology annotation, molecular function: protein phosphatase activator activity. Gene Ontology annotation, cellular component: nucleus; cytosol; protein phosphatase type 2A complex. The transcript has 14 exons. Gene Ontology annotation, biological process: protein dephosphorylation; signal transduction. The record is from RefSeq and is a predicted model, not a curated record.